Messenger RNA from Zerene cesonia (dogface butterfly), 926 nucleotides. RefSeq lists its product as uncharacterized. Bases 1 to 621 code for a protein of 206 amino acids. NCBI's taxonomy places the organism in Eukaryota, Metazoa, Arthropoda, Insecta, Lepidoptera, Pieridae. The transcript is spliced from 5 exons. The record is from RefSeq and is a predicted model, not a curated record.
AUGGCCGAAACAAUAAGUACUAGGGCGAAGUCGCCAACACGCGCAGAAGCUAUUAUGAAAGCAUUGAAACCAGGGCCUGUUUUUUGCACUGGGGUACUCUUAGGUAAUUGGGUUGAGGAUAGAAUUGAAUGCCCUAAAGGUGGCACAUUUUAUUUUCCACCGAAAGAGGAAAUUGAUUUCGAGAAAUUAAACCCGGAAUCACGUCAACCCGAUUUUCGCCUCAAUAAAUUAAAUAGCUUGCAGGGUAAUGUUCACUCAAUUUAUCGGCACGACAGUCAUGAGUCGUGCGGCAAUUUCGCAACUACAACGGAUCUCGUCUAUAACCACCUGCCUAAACCUCUAUGUGGACCCAUACAAAGAUAUUAUAAACGGAGUGCUCAUCAGUGGUAUCCACAGCCAGAUCUAUUUAAAUGUUUUGGAAAUGUUACCGAAUGGGGCUUAAAGAAAUAUCUAGAACACGAAUGGAAGUGUACUAAUGUGUCGGACUAUAUGUCCACCUUGUAUGAGGACACCUUUGUACCUCCUAAACCACAUCAAUAUUUACAGAGAUGUGAAAGAAAGGCGCGCAAUUCGAGCUUCACGAAAAGUUUCCGUUUUAAGAUGACAAAAUCAAAAAAAUGAUAACAUCAAGAAUCAUUUAGUUUAUUAUCAGCAAAAAUUACUAGUCUUUACAUAUCACAUUUUGUUCAAAAGGACAGUGACGUCCAUAUAAAAAUCGUAACAAUACAAUAAUUCUUAAUGCUUUCAUAUAGCCAUCACCUGGCACCAACACGAGAUCAGCAAAAUAUAACUUACACCUACUCUUACUUGCAACAUACACAACCUCUUAAAAACUAAUGAAUGUGAUAACUUUACAAAACAUUUCUUAAUUAUAAUGGCAGUCAAUGGAACUUUAGUACAAAAAAAAUCGUUCGAAGAAUAAAAUA